CUUAUUUACCUUUUUGCUCAUUGGAUGCAUCUGGAGCUAGCUCGUCACUAUUCUGGUGUUACUUUUCUUUAUAUUUUAAUAUCAAACAAGUCAGAAUACAUAAUAACGUGACAUGGUUUGGUUUUUUUCACACAAUAGAAAGACGUUCAAAAAUAGCCUGAAUAGUCAGCAUGCUUAUUUACGUUGAGUGAGAUGGCCAAUAACCUUAAAUAGGCCAGAGAACUGUCUUAAUCAAGGAAAGCAGACUCAAUGCAAUAUUGAACUAUCAAGUCACUACAUCAACACGGGCCUCAUUAUGGAUAAAUUUGUCGUGCGGUUACCUAAAGGACAAGCACCAACACCAACGAAGAUCAAGGGAAAGGUGUAUAAGCAAACUACAAUCGAGUCACUGCGGAGAGUGGUCGUGAUUGAGGACAUAAUACGAUACAAGUCAAUGUUGGAAUUCCCUGGACAAACAAAGGACAAUCAUCUCCAUGCCUUGGCAGAGCUUCAAAAGAAGAUGCCAUCGAGAGAGGUGUUGAAGUCAACGAAAAUAGGUCACACCGUCAACAAAAUGCGAAAGAACUCCGACCCAGAGGUGAGCGCAUUGGCAACACAGGUUUAUACUGACUGGAGGACCUUCAUUGAAGAGAAUUCCAACAAGCCCUCUAUCGAAGUCCAUUGUGACAAACAGUCAGAGGCGCUCCGGACCAAUGCUAGAAGAUUGAUGGCUGAUGCUUUGGAGGUGAAGAUGGAUUCCAGCCUUAUCGACAACAUCGAGAGAGAAGUAUUCCAUCAGAGCUCGCGGUUGGUCAGCAGUUCAUACAGGCGCACUGCCAGGGCGCUGGUGUUUGCCUUCAGACACAAGCCUGAGGUUCGAGCUCAACUGAAGGACAGCACAACUUCAGUUACCCAGCUGGUUUCCAGCUAUAAGAAGUAACUCUCUGACCCUGGUAAAAGGACUGGACACGGACCCCUGGUGAUCUCGAUGAAAGGAAGUGGGGAUAUCUUUUUGUUGUUCUCUUUUGAAAGCAUUAUUUCUUGUAAUAGAAAAUCUUUCAUGAGAUCCGUAUUUUGGCACACAUUGAGCCUUUUACUAGUUGUUGCUUGUAAAGUAUUGUCGCAAAGGUAUGCUAUUGAUUUUGCUGUUCUGUUUUGGACCAAAGGAGAAAUAUACUUCCUUCUUUUUUAAGCGUCAUGGAGCACAUAACAAAUUAAUGUUUUUAUACAAAAGAUCCAAAAUUGAGUCGGUGUCCUCUGUCGUGAGAUGUUUCUCACAGUUUGGAGCGAUGGAACUUUCUUUUAAAGAAGCACGAGCCAGAUAACGGCUAUCACCAUGAGAAUGACAGCCAGUACGCAGAUACUGAUGAAGACGAUGUCACUGGGAUCAUGAGGCUCCACCGACACCACGCCUCCGUCUACGCUGACAGAGUUCUCCGCUUGGCGAGCCACCUCGUUGAGACGGUUGCGUUCCUCCGUCGAGAUGUGGGUCACGGUGGCCUUUUUGCGCUGCGCGUCGCACAGCACCUCGUACUCCUGCAGGUUGUUCUGCUUUCCGUCUGAGAAGUCGAUGUAGAGGGUAUUCACCAGCAUGGUGAUGUUCUGACGUUUCUGUAUGGGGUUACAGUGAGCUGCACUAUGUACGUUUCUCGAGAACAAAACACGGCCAUCCACUAGUCAAUCAAUCCAGGGAAUUUUUCUCUUCAAAUCACUAAUUCUUGCCUCCCAAUCCACACACAGACACACAAGGGGUAAAUGUCAGAUGACAGUUUGAUGUUUAAAUAGCUUUAACUGUAGCUGCAUCUCCAGCCACUGGAGGCUGCUAAUUGGAGGACUACCGGUAACAUUGUGCAGGUUUAAGACUUAUGUUUGCCUUCCCUGGUUAAUGUAUAUAUAUUUACAUGCUAAUACAAUUGAUAUUUAGUCAAAUACUUGUUUAUUAUCAGUUCAGUAUAAUUUACUGCACUUUACCAAUGAGGUUGCUUUAAUGGAGGGCUUGUAUUACCGAAUUAUUUAGUCAUUUUGGAGACGCUUUUAUCCAAAGGGACUCGCAGGGAAUUCCGAUACAGGGUUAGUAGGCAAUUCGAUCAAGGAUGCCUCUGGCUACAGGUAUGCUGUGGUCAAUUGGGAUCGAACCCAGUAGCUUUCAGCAUGGAAUUGAACACCUUCGACACUACAUCAACUUUCCCUGUAGGAUACCCAUGUUCUAUGAUGAAUCAUUACCCAUAAGAGACUGAAAUAAUUAAAUUAAAUUUUCUUACCUGACCAGCUGUACCACAGUUUUCGAAGCGGGCUAAUAUCUUGUAGGACGUGGCCGUCAACAGGGCUGUGCAGGGCGGGUUCCCCAGGUAUAUGCUUUCACGACCCAGCUGUGGCAGCGACUGCACCGCUAUCAAGAUAGAGAAUUCCGAUCUGGUGCAGCUGAUGUUUACCGGAACAACUUUUUUGUAGAAUUUGAGCAAUUUUGGGAAGGGAGGAGGAAUAAACGGUUCACAAUGGUUUAGAGUCAAAAGUAUGGAGUAGGAGUAGGCAUACAAUGCAAAAUAAUCCACUUUUUCAAGUUUCUACUUGUGGCAUCUGAAGCUGUCGCCGCCCUUAUUUGGCCUCACAACAGGCUUGUUUCGUUAUUGUUUUUUCCUAAGUUGGUAACUUUGUUAAUGAGAACAUAUAACACCAGCCAACUUCUGAAAAGACCCUCACCCCCAACGUAGGCCGCCGAGAAGCCCUUGCGCGCCACGUUCCUGUCAGUGUUCAGCACCACCAGCAGCCUGUUAGCCUUUGAAGUAACGGAGGGGGGAUGCUCCCCGCCACACCAGCGCCCCAGCAGGGGGGCCAGCUGGCUGUCGCCGUCGUAGACCGCCACCGAGUCAUAGUCGCAUUCGUCCGUGAGGCUGUUUCUGUCCUCGAGCUCCACAAGUGGGAAGAACAGUUUGAUACGGUACCCCGCUGCCAGUGUGACGGUCCAGUGACAGUUGAUGUUGUUUGGGUAGAUGCCGGGGAAGUGUGGGCUGCUGAAGUUCCCACUUAAGGCUGACAGAACCUGCUGGCACUCACCUGUCAAGGUAGAAGUUGUGUUUCAGAAAGAAUGUGAGUCAAAAUCACUGCUGUGCUGUUGAAGUUCACUUGAGGGUCUGGCAUGUUCAUUUCUAUAUACCAAAACUAAUUAUGAUAACAACGUCUGAAGCCUUUCAGAAACUAUUUGGAUUGACUGAGUUGACAGGUUUUGGGUAACUGGUUUAUAAGAGACUGCACGUUGAGUGUUUGAAUCCCAGCCAAAAGGCCCUGGGUUCAACCUCAAUGUCCACAGUCAACCUGUUAAACCAAAAUGCAUUGGAUGGAAGAAUGCUGCAGGAAUUAAUACUGAACAUUAGUCACUUAACGUCUACUGUUGACAAAUAGAACAUCAACGGUUCACCUGAGUAAUAGUACGCCUUAAACCCUCGUCCCCCGAUGUUGAAGUCGGACUUAAAGACGACUAGCAGCUGGUUGGACGUGGUCACCGUGUUGGGGGGCGGAUCCCCACCGCAGAAGUUCCCCAGGUGGCGAUGGGAGACCGUGGGGCCGUCAAACAGGGCCACAAAGUCAAAGUUGCAGCCUUCGUUGUUCUCCAGCUGGAAGUCGAGGAAGACCAGGCUGACCACGGUGCUGUUGGACACGUGGAUGGUCCAGGAGCAGUCUGCACUGUUGCUGUAUUCCCGAGGGUAGCCGGGGCUGGAGAUAAUGCCAGACAGGCCUGUUAGCACCCCUCCACACGUGUCUGAGAAAGAUAGGGCAGGGGGAGCCAAGAAGCCAGAAGGUAAUGAUUCAUGGCUCUUUUUAAUUGGACGUCAGGGGUUAUCAUUUCACACAGCCUAAAUUUGCUGUAUAAACAAACAGUGCAUAUUACUAUUUGGAAAUGAACUAUUAAACGCCCUAUUCAGUGGAAGUUUUGGUAUUUUUAUAAUGUCUUUCAUCAGACAUCUGCAAAAAAGUUGGAGGGUUUGUUAGUAUACCGAAACAAAGUUGCCAACCACUGUGCUAUGGUCUACAGUAGACAAGAGGGCAAUGUAAUUGAAUGAAAUACUUGUACGUCUAACUCCAGUGUAGGUAUGUAUCAUUAGUACGUGAUACAGCCACAGAAUAUUUGUGCUUACAGAAGUAAGCAAAAAUACAUGUUUGUUGCAAAUAUAUGAAAAAUACCUACAUUGAAUGAUUGUAUUAUUUUUUUGGAUGGUAUCAUAGUAUUGAAUUAAUUCAGCUGUAGGUAACCCAAUUUCGACGAAGAGAACUCUUGAUUCCUUUUUUGGGAACUUCAAGGAGGGAUGAAGAGGAUGCACAAAAAAUACAAAGAGAUUUAUAAGGAAGAGGUAUGAAAUAUAUUGGGGAAGACAUCCAACAUAUCUUUUUCAGGUGUGUAUUUUUUGUAUUUACCUGCCAUGACAGUUUAGAGGAAUACUAAGUUUUAACUUACUGGCAUUCGGUAUACUUAAGCAGUGUGCAUCCAUGCCUGUGAGUGCUUUAUCAACAUAACUCAGAAGUAGGCUAAUGUGUAAAAGUCUCUGUCACUUUACUUUAGUAUCAACCAAUACGUUGAAGUCAUAUCAUAACUGAGCAUUGGAUAUUUUUAUUCAUUCCACAUUUCCUCCAAUCCAAAAUCCAGCGACUUUAUUAAUCCCAGACUGGAUAUU
This is a messenger RNA of Gadus chalcogrammus (walleye pollock), 4646 nucleotides long. It is a transcript of the gene tceanc2, whose product is annotated as transcription elongation factor A (SII) N-terminal and central domain containing 2. The transcript has 4 exons. The record is from RefSeq and is a predicted model, not a curated record. NCBI's taxonomy places the organism in Eukaryota, Metazoa, Chordata, Actinopteri, Gadiformes, Gadidae. Gene Ontology annotation, biological process: DNA-templated transcription. The coding region runs from base 296 to 919 and encodes 207 amino acids. Gene Ontology annotation, cellular component: nucleus.